This is a messenger RNA of Centropristis striata (black sea bass), 2845 nucleotides long. RefSeq names its product armadillo repeat containing 6 (gene armc6). The transcript has 7 exons. NCBI's taxonomy places the organism in Eukaryota, Metazoa, Chordata, Actinopteri, Perciformes, Serranidae. Gene Ontology annotation, molecular function: protein binding. Gene Ontology annotation, biological process: hematopoietic progenitor cell differentiation. The record is from RefSeq and is a predicted model, not a curated record. Bases 271 to 1677 code for a protein of 468 amino acids.
AUAACAGUUCAGCAGGUUGUCUCUUACUGGGCGGUGGUAUCAGUUAAGUGAUCUUGUUUUCUCAAGUGGGGAAAACACAGCGUUAAUAACAGCUUUAUGUAACGGUAGCUUUGUAAAUAUCAACAGCCGUAGUUGCAAUUAAGAGCAGAAACACACUAUUAGCUACAAUAGCUAUUACUAGCUAUCUUUGAUCAAACUGAAUCCACGCGAUUGAUGUUGGUCAUCUUUUGAUAUCGUCGUUAUCACGCUCCAUUUCAGAGAGGGGAUACAAUGGCGAAGCGGAGAAUCACACAGGAAACCUUCGAUGCUGCUGUCAGGGAAAACAUGGAGGAGUUUGAGAUGGACCCUGAUGAAGCUUUGAGGGAGGCUGUGGAGCAGUUUGAGUCUCAAGGUGUGGACCUCAGCUGUAUAGUAAAAGCUGUACCAGCUGCAUCAUCCAAUGAAAAACAAGAAGAACAAACACAUGAGGUCUUACAGGCUUUGGAUUCCCUCCGCAUUGGAAAAGACUCUGCCAGUGUUAUGGAAGUGACGGCAGACAUGAAAAGCUUCACUGAGCAUUGCUCGCUUGGAUUUGCCCAGAGGUACCUGGCUGCCCAAAAAGACGCCUACCCCGUCAUCCUCGCUUACUGCAAAAAGAGCAUGGAGGAGCAGGAAGCUGUGUUUACCGCCGUGUCUGCCCUGGCUGCUCUUACGGAUGGACAACCAGAUUUGUUGGAUGCAGAAGGCCAGCAGUUCCUUUUAAAUGUCCUUAAGAAGUACAAGGCAGAUCCCUCUGUGACAUGUGUAGCCAUCUGCGCUGUCCGUCGCUGCUGUUUGAAACAUGAACAGAACAGGCAGGAUUUGGUAAAAGGUGGCAUCCUGCCUCUGCUGACUGGUGCCAUGACACAGCACAGUGCACGUGCUGAGCUGGUGAAGGAGGCCUCUGCAGCUCUCAGGUUCAUGACCUUUGAUGAUGAUGUCCGAGUUACGUUUGGGCAUGCUCAUGAACACGCCAAGAUGAUUGUUCUUGAGCAAAAUGGACUGAAGGUUUUAGUUGAGGCUGCGAAAGCUCACCUUGAUAAUACUUCUGUUCUGAGUGAGCUGUGUGCAACUUUGUCCCGUCUGGCUGUAAGGAAUGAGUUUUGUCAAGACAUCUGUGAUCUGGGAGGAUUGAAACUCAUCAUGACGCUGCUAGCGGACAGUUAUGAGUCACCGGAGUUGGUUCGGCAGGUCCUCAGUGCAAUACGAGCCAUAGCAGGAAAUGAUGACGUGAAGGAUGCAGUUGUUAAUGCAGGUGGAGUCCAGCUCAUUGUCAUCGCUAUGAACAGACACAUGAGCAACUGUGCUGUGUGUGAGCAGGGCUGUGCAUGCCUCUCUGUUCUCGCUUUACGUAAACCCAACAACUGCAAAGUCAUCAUGGAAAAUGGAGGUGCCUUGGCUGCGGUGCAGGCUAUGAAGACACAUGCUAAUGCUGUCAAUGUGCAGAAACAGGCGUGUAUGCUGAUGAGAAACCUGGUUUCACGUAUGAGUAACUUAAGCCAACCAAUCCUGGAGUUGGGAGCCGAGGCCUUGAUAACCCAGGCACUGCAGACCCACCAAGACUGUGGUGACGUGGGUAAAGCAGCCCUCAGAGAUCUGGGAUGCAAAGUGGAGCUCCGAGAGCUGUGGACUGGCAAACAUGGCAGCCUCACACACUGAAAGCAUCACUGUGCACACUUAACACGAGUUUGCCUGAAAUGCAACUUUAAGCUAGAUGAAAUGUUACAGUAUGAUGGUAUACAUAGCCAAGCAGAUGGAUGCACCUACCCAUCAAAACAUAUAUGUUAAAAUUCCAUUCCCACACAAUGCCUUUGAAAGGUUUAAUAUGUUUUCCACUCCUUUUUUUCUGUUUAUUAAACAGAAACAUUGUAGUCAUGUUGUACAUGUUUUGUUUGCUUUUAAUAUUUUGGAAAUUGUUCUGAUGCCCAAUUUUAUAUCGGUAUCACAUUUAUGUUAAUGAGAUUAAGCAUUGAAGAAAGAAAGGAAACUGGACUUUAAUUUGUUUGUUUUGUGCCCAGGAUAAAUAUAAUUAAUUGUAUUUGCUGCAAUGCAAAUAGUUUAAAGGGGAACUUUGCCCAUUUUAAAAAUUUAUACAUGAUUUCUACAGUCUAAGAAUAUUUGUAAAAAUUAACAAGUCUCUACCAAAUCCACUAGAGUGCUAAAACUCACAUUUCACUUCAGGGGUCUCCAUCCAAAAAUAUUUUGAUUAUUGGUAACAUUAAGACCAGAAUCCUAAAGUUGAGGAGGUAACCCUGAAGGAAGGGAAACUCCUCUUCUCACUCUUACUCCGAUUGCCCUUAAUUUGGUAGUGAAUUAAAUAAUAAUAAUAAUAAUAAUAAUAAACAACAACUUGCCCCCUUUUUGGGUAUGGAAAUCCCUCAUGGUACCCCGGAGUCCUUGGUCCUGGUCCUUGGGGAAUGUUCUGAGUAUAAAGGUAAAUUUCCACAAAAUCCAUCUAGACGAUAGCAGCAUUUUUGAUGUUUUCUCUAGUUUGAGACUUAUCUGGUUUCUGGCUUUGAGAGAGAGUUGGUAAUGUUCACAAAUAUUGAUUGGAUUUUAAUAGGCCAUGGAAAUAACCUAUUUGAGUUCAGCUGGUGUAUCCCUUUAACUGCACUGUUUCGUGCAGAUUCCUUUUUCCGUGUUGGCAGAGCCAGAUUUUAACAUGUAUUGAAUGCCUUAUACUCUUACUAUGUAUAAUGUAUGUCUAUUUCCUUUUUUAUGAUUUUCUUUAGUCAGUGUGUGCAUUAAUGUAGUGCAAAACCAAAAUUCCUGAAACUAAGACCUACCACAUUAUGCAUGAUUAUGAUAAAAUUCACCUUCACCUUUA